AUGAGCUCUACCGCCACCGUCACCGAGCAGCCUAAGAUCACAGCAGAAAACGUUGUGCACCUUUUUCCCGAUGUCAAUACAGCCGUACUUGGAGGGUCGCAUGACUCUGCCCGCAACGACGAUGCGCUUGCCGGCUACGAUGAGGAGCAGAUCAAGCUGAUGGAUGAGGUCUGUAUUGUAUUGGACGACGAUGACAAACCUAUCGGAAGCGCCAGCAAGAAAGUCUGCCACUUGAUGGAGAACAUCAACAAGGGACUCCUCCACCGCGCCUUUUCUGUCUUCCUCUUCGACUCCCAGAACCGACUCCUCCUCCAGCAACGAGCGACCGAGAAGAUCACAUUCCCGGAUAUGUGGACGAACACUUGCUGCUCGCACCCUCUGGGCAUUCCUGGAGAGACUGGAACAACCUUGGAGGAGUCGGUUCAGGGUGUUCGACGUGCGGCGGUCCGCAAGCUUGAUCAGGAACUUGGCAUCAAGUCUUCCCAGGUACCCAUCGAUGACUUCAAGUUCUUGACGAGGAUACACUAUAAGGCGCCCAGUGAUGGCAAGUGGGGUGAGCACGAGGUUGACUACAUCCUCUUCAUCAAGGCCGAUGUCGACCUUAACAUCAACCCCAACGAAGUCCGUGACAGCGCCUUCGUCACCCAAGAUGAGUUGAAGGCUAUGUUCCAGGAUAAGUCGCUCAAGUUCACACCGUGGUUCAAGCUGAUCUGCGAGACUAUGCUCUUUGAGUGGUGGAGCCACCUCAACUCCGGCCUUGAGAAGUACCUUGGAGAGACGGAGAUUCGAAGGAUGUAA
Messenger RNA from Macroventuria anomochaeta, 798 nucleotides. RefSeq names its product isopentenyl-diphosphate delta isomeras-like protein 1. The transcript is spliced from 3 exons. Gene Ontology annotation, cellular component: cytoplasm. The record is from RefSeq and is a predicted model, not a curated record. The coding region runs from base 1 to 798 and encodes 265 amino acids. Gene Ontology annotation, biological process: isopentenyl diphosphate biosynthetic process; isoprenoid biosynthetic process. NCBI's taxonomy places the organism in Eukaryota, Fungi, Ascomycota, Dothideomycetes, Pleosporales, Didymellaceae. Gene Ontology annotation, molecular function: isopentenyl-diphosphate delta-isomerase activity.